Molecule: messenger RNA, 2539 nt
Organism: Fundulus heteroclitus (mummichog)
Lineage: Eukaryota; Metazoa; Chordata; Actinopteri; Cyprinodontiformes; Fundulidae
Product: eukaryotic translation initiation factor 5A-1-like
Exons: 5
Coding region: 147-608 (153 amino acids)
Biological process (GO): positive regulation of translational termination; positive regulation of translational elongation
Molecular function (GO): RNA binding; ribosome binding; translation elongation factor activity
Source: RefSeq, a predicted model, not a curated record
GGAGCGUUGCCUCCAUCCACCGGCGCCGCCCGGUUUCAACCUAUCACCCCCUCUGCUCUGCGCCCCUCCCGUGCUGCUGAGACUACUCCACGCAUGCGACGUGAUUCUCCUCUUUCAGUAAGCGACACACAAGCCCGCCGCCCACUAUGGCAGAUGACGACUUCUCCACCGCAGAUGCUGGGGCCUCAGCUACGUUCCCGAUGCAGUGCUCUGCACUGAGAAAGAACGGCUUUGUUAUGCUGAAAGGACGUCCCUGUAAGAUAGUUGAAAUGACUACCUCCAAGACUGGAAAACACGGGCAUGCCAAGGUGCAUCUUACUGGACUUGACAUCUUUACUCAGAAGAAGUAUGAGGAUAUCUGCCCCUCUACUCACAACAUGGAUGUUCCCAAUGUGUCAAGAAAAGACUAUCAGGUAAUUGACGUCUCAGAUGGUUUCCUGGCUCUGAUGCAUGACAAUGGAGACAUGCGGGAGGACCUCAAAGUGCCAGAUGGUGAGCUGGGCAAAGAAAUCGAGAAAAAGUUCAGCGCUGGAGAACAGUUUAUGGUGUCUGUGUUGAAAGCCGUAGAUGAGGAGCAUGUAAUCGGCACUAAGAACAUGACUAAUUAGACCAUGACAGCAUGACAGGAGACCUCAGCUUCCUAUUGUCCUAUAUGGUUUUGAAGCUUCACCAAAGCUGCUGGCCUUCACCCCCCCAACCCCCUCCCCUCCCAAUUUCAGCUGAAAUUCUGAAAACUGGACUCAGUCGGCUUCAGCUGUACUUCAGGCUCAGGCCAGUGUGGCAUCCCUCUCAGUCCUUUCAAAUGUAUCACAACAUUCCUCUAACUGUGGAAAAUUACUCUGGGGAUGCUUCGUUUUUUUUUUUUUCACACCAGCUAGCUGACUUCAGUAUCUCUGAAACCCACCUACUGUACUUUAGCUCCCUCGGACGAAACUGCAUCUCCACCGUCUUUCAACUUUGCAUAAACACCGCAUUAAUCCAUUAAGUCAUCGAGUUAUGCCUAUGCACACAGUUACCACACCCCCAACAUUCACACGCACACAGCUCACGCCUUAGCAUCUAUAUGUUUAUGGAGGGAGCCAAGUUUUCUUUUCUUCUGCACUCGCACUGCAGAUGUGCAGGCAGGUUUUUCUACUGCAUGUAGCCCAGUCCCAAGGUCAGUGUUUUCCAGCCGACAACUGUGCUGUCUCAGCAGCCCAACAGGCUGGAGCAGAGGAGGCUGGGGCGGGGCAGUUCUCUCCUCUAUGCUAUGAAACUUCCUUUUUCACUUGAGGCCUUCACAAGCUGACAAAUAUAUAGACAUUAUUUUGAAGGAACAAACGUGAGAUCGCCUAUAAAUAUACAACUAAAUGUUAGCAAAUGCUAUCUAAAGCAAGCUGCAGAAGAUUAGAUGGGGGUGGGUAGCGAAAUAAAGGUGGAAACGCUAACAUUUUAAGAACUGCAUGAAGUUUAGGGGACGUAAGGAAUAUUGGGUCGCUGCUCGGUGGCUGCUGGAGUUGUAGAAAACACAUUUUGUGCGGUUUGCACUCUCAGAUAUGACUGCACAGUGGCUCCUAGAUUUGUAUGAAAUGAUGCUGCAGUCCUUUAUUCUGUUACAUCACCUACACUGUUAUGGAUGACGGUAGACCGUAGCAGGACAUGUUAGUGCUUUGCAGAUAAAUUGAACUUUUUCUCUCUUUGUUACAUUACAACCACACGUGUUAAUCUAUCUUGUGGAUGCUUUUUUUUUUUUUUUGGGAUGGACCAACACAAAGUAGAGCGUAAUUAAAAUCUGCAGACCACGAGACCAGCUUGCUAGGUUUCAUGACCCUACUGAAGAAGAUGGGGGGGGGGGGAAGAGAACGGCAUGAUCCUGCCACCGCCGUGGUUUACAGUGGGGAUAGUGCGUUCAAAGUUUUAUGCAAAAUGCUACGUUAGGCUGAAACCUUCUUCUUUUUUUUUUUUUUUAAUAGCUCUAUCAGAGUGUUUGGGGAUCAGUUGAAAAACAUGUCACACUAUUGAGAUCUUUCUUUGUAAAAGAUAAUAAAAGCCAUGUAUCCUUUCCAUUCCACUGCACAUUUCUGCACUGCCUUGUGUUGGUCUGUCGAAUAAAACCCCAAUAAAACCAAAACACUGAGGUUUGUAGUUGUAAUGUGACAAAACGGACAACGCAUCUGUAAAGUUUUGGCAAGGUGCUUCAUCCAUUUGGUUACUAAAGACCCUGCAUUUCCAAGCAUGUCAGAUUUCCCCUACCUCCUAAUAAAAAAAAAAAAAAAGAAUUAAUAGCUCGGGAGCACUGUAGCCUAAAGAAUUGUAGUUGUUUACAUUGCUCUUAUAGAAAAAAUAAAUGUUUUGAAGACGCUCAUCUUUAGGGACCGCAUGUGCUCAAAAAAGACCAGUAGCUGCCACUGAGAUGUGGGAAUGACUAAUUUUAGACUUAGGAAAGUUCUGCAGUUGCACGAGCAAGAGUAAAAGCAAUACUUCAAAGUAAAGUACUUUCUAAGUUUAGUUUUUUUUUUUUUUUUAAAUCCUCUUAAAAGUAAAAAAAAAACAAACCCAC